This is a messenger RNA of Coregonus clupeaformis (lake whitefish), 1227 nucleotides long. RefSeq names its product RNA-binding protein, mRNA-processing factor 2a. Gene Ontology annotation, biological process: negative regulation of smooth muscle cell differentiation. Gene Ontology annotation, molecular function: mRNA binding. The transcript is spliced from 8 exons. The coding region runs from base 525 to 1166 and encodes 213 amino acids. Lineage: Eukaryota; Metazoa; Chordata; Actinopteri; Salmoniformes; Salmonidae. The record is from RefSeq and is a predicted model, not a curated record.
UUGGACAACAGUUUGGAUUGGCCAGGAGGUUUCCCAUAGAGACGGGGAUGAAGUCGUAGAGGGGGUUGGGCUUUUUUGGACCAGCUGAAAGCUAUCAGAAAUGAUUGCAACUCAUUCUCUUUGGAUUUUCAUGUCAUUGAUGAGCAAAUUGGAAAGCAGAGGACAACUGCGUGGACGCCUCACCUUUACAUUUUUACUAGGUCAAUUAUUUUCCUCCUUAUUUCAUUUAAACUCAAAUGUGCCUGAUGUGAGCAAGUGGCAAACAAGAGCACUUAUUUUUUCCCUUUCUCUCACCUUCACAGUGCACCCAUCCACUAUUUCACCUUUAGUUUAUUUACUUUUAUUUUGUAGUACCUCCUUGGAUACUUUUGGCAUUCAAGCACGGCUUCACCUGGCCAGCCCUUUCUGAAGUCUCAGGAAACGGCACCAAGAUUUCUUCUGCCACUUUAAAGCACUUCAGGGGAAAAUCCACCGACAGGGAAAACAUACAUUUUUAUUACACAAAGAAGCGCAAAAGUGACACAAUGAAUCUCAAAUCUGAUUCUGAGCCGAACAACAAUGUUGUAUCCUUGGAAGAGGAGGUACGAACACUUUUUGUCAGCGGCCUUCCUGUUGACAUCAAGCCAAGGGAACUCUACCUACUCUUCAGACCAUUCAAGGGUUAUGAAGGGUCCCUCAUCAAGUUGACAUCAAAGCAGGUGAGAUUAUGUCCAUAUCCAAGGUAUGAGAGGUACAAGCCUGUCGGGUUUGUUUCCUUUGACAACCGGACCGGCGCGGAAGCAGCGAAAAACGCAUUAAACGGGAUCCGUUUUGACCCCGAGAGUCCCCAGACCCUGCGCUUAGAAUUCGCUAAAGCCAACACGAAGAUGGCAAAGAGUAAGCUGAUGGCCACACCGAACCCCACAAAUAUCCACCCAGCUCUAGGAGCACACUUCAUUGCACGGGACCCAUAUGACCUGACAGCACUGAUCCCGGCCUCUCCCGAAGCGUGGGCACCUUACCCCCUGUACACCACAGAGCUGGCCCCCGGGCUCCCCCACGCCGCCUUCACCUACCCAGCCGCUGCCGCCGCAGCCCUCCAUGCCCAGGUGAGGGACCAACCGAUGCGUUGGUACCCAUCCGCGUCUGAAACUUCACAACCAGGAUGGAAAUCCCGUCAGUUCUGAAAAGUGUUUAAUGCCAUUCAGUACCUGAAGGUUUUAGUUUUUUCCUCUGAGCAGAGUAAAG